Molecule: messenger RNA, 3090 nt
Organism: Pseudozyma hubeiensis SY62
Lineage: Eukaryota; Fungi; Basidiomycota; Ustilaginomycetes; Ustilaginales; Ustilaginaceae
Product: transcriptional repressor
Exons: 1
Coding region: 1-3090 (1029 amino acids)
Biological process (GO): protein ubiquitination
Cellular component (GO): CCR4-NOT complex
Molecular function (GO): ubiquitin-protein transferase activity; RNA binding
Source: RefSeq, a predicted model, not a curated record
AUGGCCAAGAGAACCGCUCCCACAUCCAGCACCACAGGUCCAGCGUUUCCACCGCUCGGACUCGUGGUCGGUCCAGGUGCGCCGGCAGCUAAUUCGCUCCAUCACGCCUCACAUUCCUACUCCAACCCUCACAAUGCCGCCAGCUCCCCUGCCACAGAGCCCACCCACACCGCCAAUGGCCUGCCGCCAGCGCCCAACAAGUUCGAUGUCAGCCAAGCGCAGCAAUGUCGUUUGCAAGAUGCCUACUGGUCCGACGAAGAGGAGGAUAUGGACUGUCCGUUGUGCUUGGAAGAGAUCGAUCUCUCGGACGCCAACUUCAAGCCGUGUCCCUGUGGUUAUCAGAUCUGCCGCUUCUGCUGGCAUCACAUCAAGCAGAACCUCAAUGGCCGAUGUCCCGCAUGUCGUAGAAAGUACUCGGAUCAGACCGUCGAGUUCAAGCCCAUGACCGCUGAAGAGAUCAAGCGGCUCACCCAGGCAAAGAAACAGAAGGAGAGGGAAAAGAAGGAGCUCGAGUCCAUGAACCGCAAGCAUCUCGCCAACAUGCGUGUGGUGCAAAAGAACCUUGUCUACGUCGUCGGCCUCAGCUCCAAGCUUGCCAAGGAGGAGCUCAUCCCUACCCUUCGCAGCAACGAAUACUUUGGCCAGUACGGUCGCAUCUCCAAAAUUCUCAUCAGCAAGCGCAACACCGCCUCCAAGCUCGUCAUGGGCACUUCAGAGACCGCUCUCGGCGUGUACGUCACCUAUCAUCGCAAAGAGGACGCAGCAAAGGCUAUCGUUGCUAUCGAUGGCAGCAAAGGCAGCGACGGCCGAAUCGUGCGAGCAAGCUACGGAACCACAAAGUACUGCACCACCUACCUUCGCAACCUGCCAUGCACCAAUCCUGGCUGCACCUACCUGCAUGAACCUGGCGAGGAGGCCGACAGCUUCACCAAAGAGGACCUUUCCACACUGCGACACGCCGCCAAAGACGCCGAGCACAAGAUCAAGCCAGCCUCCUUGGGCAUCACACAGCCGCCAAAACGCUCCGACUUCCUCAGCGCUGCCGAUGCCGAAUCCUCGGCGCUGCCUAAGACCGCAUCAUGGGCAUCCGGCAAGCCCGUGUCGGCCGCGGGCUCGCCGGCUCCUAUCGCCGUCGGCAGUCCGUUCCGCGACUCUGACAUGCCACCGCUCUCGGCUAGUUCGGCCUCGGCUCUAGCGAGGAAAGUGAGCUCGCAAAAGCCGUCGACACCCAAAGCGCAGAAGCAGCUCUCCUCCAACUCCAAGUCAAAGCUGGUCCUUGCUACGGGACGACCAGAUUCGCCGGCCUUGCUUGCAACCGACUCUCCCGGCCAGUCGCAGCCCUCUUCACCUGUUCCAAGCAGAGCAGUCGCGACGCCAUCGACAGCCACCGACUUCGGCUCGAUUGCACCGGCGGCCUCAGCCACCCCUCGAAAAGAUUCAGCGACAGCCAAAGCCUCGACCACCGACUCGGCUCUCCCUCCGCCGCCCGGACUCGUCAAGCCCUCUUCGCCUCCUGGCUUGGCCAGAUCUGCAUCCACAACCGACUCUCGACCAGCCACGCCACACACUGACAGCGACCAUCCCAGAUCCAACUACCAGCCAUCAUCGAGCGCUCAGGCGGUCCUGGACGACAUGCUGCAGAGGCGGGAAGCGCAGCCCGAGAUCGUCAAGCCCAGCCCCUUCCCGGACUUUGACGAUGCGCUGUCCAGCUUCAAGGACGGCGACUUUUCGUUCAACUUGCCCGCCAACCAGCAGCUCGCCAACAACGACGGACCCUCGGAGCUCACCAGCGCCUUCACCACCUUCAGUCCCUUUGGUCCACCUCCUGGCGUUCUGGCUGCCCAUGCCAGCCUCGUCACGGCUGGCACGCCACCACCUGGCAUCGUAAGGGCGCCGAAUCGCAGUUCGACCGCCUCUCCAGCCCCGCUCACCUACUCUGGCUCCUUCGACCCCUUUGCGCCUGGCGCCGGAGAGACGAUCAAGGAAGACGGCAGCUCGUUUGCAGCAGACAAUGCGUACCCGACAUCUUUCACCAUCGCGGAUCAGACGAGGACGAUCUUGGGUCAGAAUCAUCUUGCAGGCGGUGACAUGGGAGGUUUGACUCACGAUGAUUCGCUCGAAACCGGUCAUGACGCCUCGAAGCGAGCCUCGCGCUUCGACUUUGCCAAACGGAAAGAGUCGGAUUCGUUCAUCAGCGCCUCUCCUCUGCGCACCGAAUUGAUGCAGGGUAUGCGCGAGAGCGACAGCUUCGGAGCCGGAAAGGACGUCACCAGCAUGUUGGGCAGCGUGUUUGAUCAGGACAAUCUCUCGAACAGGCUCAACGGACUCGGAGACGGUGGAGCCUCGGCCGCGGCGUUUGGAUUGCACAGCCGCGAGACUGGCGGCUUCCCCGGCAUGGGUCUCUCCCGACCGCCUCCUGGUAUCGGCGGUCCUGGGUUCGGAAGCAGGUUUGGCACCAACACGCCACCUCCUGGCAUCUCUGCGCCCGCCAGUCGCCAGCAGCAAGCUCUGCUGGCGUCGCUGCACCAGAUGGGCGGCAGCAACCUCGGCUCUGCGUCGGCUUCGCACCAACAACAGCAGCAACAGCAACAGACGUCUCAGCUUUCAAAUGGAAGCGGCGGUGGCGGCUUCCUCGCCGAUCUUCAGCAGCAGGCGGCUCAACGAGCACAGCAGCAGGCCCAGUUUGCAUCCGGAAGAGAACUCUCGGAAGCCGGUCGACCCAACGGCAACGGCAACUCUAACCCAUCCGAUCCUCUUCUGGCGCAUUUGCUUGCAGGACGUCGCGCCAAUUACGGAGGCCAAUCUGGCGGCUCCGACAUGCCCUUUGGUGACCCAGCGAUCAUGUCGAUGAACCGCGCUCAGCUUCAGGCUGCGCAACAGCAGCAGCAGCAGUUCGGCGGCAACCGCUACGGCGCCAGCAUGGGCGGGUUUGGCGGCGUCUCGUCGUUCUCGCCGUUUGAUCAAAUGAGCAACGCCAAUGCAGGCUUUGGAUCGGCGUCGCAGUAUGGUGAUCAUCAGCAGCGCUUUGCGCAACAGCAGCAGCAGCAGCAAGGCCAGUCACAGGCGUCUCCUUAUCCAAACAUGUCAUGA